Molecule: messenger RNA, 1722 nt
Organism: Leptosia nina
Lineage: Eukaryota; Metazoa; Arthropoda; Insecta; Lepidoptera; Pieridae
Source: the annotation of a GenBank genome assembly
AUGGGAAGUAAGAAGGAUAAAUGGAAUGUAUUGGCCACUGUUAAAUCAUUCGAUUUAGGCCAAGCUCACAGCAGUCACCAUGAAUCGCUUCACAAGAGUAUGGAACAAAUUGAUCUGAUCAACUCCUCUGCAACUACACCUAUAAGCCUUCUAGUUCAAUCUCUGGUCAAACAGUUAUGUACAUUACUAGAAAAAGACACCUCAAAGGCAAACCAGCUCUACAAUACAAUAUGUGAGAAGUUACACAGUAUGAAACUGAUAGAUGAUUCCUACUCAAUGGGAGAAUUUGAGGUGAUGAGAAGCCAGUAUCAAAGAGCCUUGUAUCAGCUUGUUACAAUUGCAAGUGGUUCUGAAAUCCCAAUCACCCUCCCUGCAACAUGGCCUAUCACUAGAUCCGGUCUAGAAUGGUCACGAUAUCACAAAGAGUUUGAGGAGCUAUACUUUAUAGCCGGGGGUGGCUUUGGAAGUGUGUUUAAAGCGCGCCACAGGCUUGAUGGUGUUGAGUAUGCUGUUAAGAAGGUCUUCAUAAAGUCCUCAGAUGUAAAUUCCAUCAUGUCACACUUGGCAGAAGUAAAGACUAUUGCCAGUUUGAACCAUCCAAAUAUAGUGAAUUAUAAAGCUGCCUGGCUUGAACCAUUAAUAGAAUCCACUGUCAAGAAGCGAAAACAUUACAUGGAUGCAGACAGUGACAAUUCCAGCUCGAAUAGAGUGUCAUCUGUAUAUUCAAACAUAAUGAAGUCCUAUAAAACAUACAACUCCAAGGAGCUAACCAAAAGACACAGCCAAUCAGACUUUAUUAUUUCAUUUGAGAAUUCAGAGAGCUAUGAAAAUGAGGAAUCUGAAGAAAUUUACAGUGAUAGCAAUGACUCUCCUGUGCCUGACCAAAAUGCACUAUGCAAAUUGAUAUCAUGUAAUGAAUUUGAGAACUGCUCUCGAGUCAAUUUGAAAUGGGCAACACUGUAUAUUCAGAUGACAUUCUGUCAGCAAACACUUAAACAGUGGCUGGAUGACCGGAACAGUCACUUAUUCUUAUCAAGGAAAAAUUCUGACGAUGUGUGCCUUCAUCAUUCUGAUUCUCUUGAUUCUGGGAGUUAUGAUAGUCACUUGUGUCCUGAAACCACUUAUCCAUUGGCAUGGACGAGAUUGGAUAUCCUCAUAGAUAUGUUUACUCAGCUAGUUCGUGGCCUGCAUUACAUACAUUCCAGGGGUGUUAUUCAUCAUGAUGUAAAGCCUUCUAAUGUUUUUGUGGGCCGAAGUGAAGGUGGGCUUUUAGUGCAGUUAGGCGAUUUUGGUCUGGCUUGCCCAUUGCAGCAAUCUCACAGUGGAUUAGCUUUGGGUACGCAUUUGUACGCCGCGCCUGAACAAUUGGAUGGACAAUGUAACCCAAAGAGUGACUUGUAUUCCCUGGGCAUCAUACUGUUAGAAAUGGUGGAACCUUUCAGCACAGAUAUGGAACGUGUCAAAACAAUAACUGAUCUCCGCAAGGGCCAAAUACCCGCACAUCUCACUGCAAACUAUCCAAAGAUAGCGCACAUAAUUGGGAAACUAGUACAAAGAAAACCCAGCAAGCGUCUUGACACCAAACAGCUCUUGGAUGAAUUGAAAAAUCUCUGUGAGAACAAGGAUGAGACAAUAAAGUCACUGAAAGAGGAAUUGGCUGCAAAGGAUGAUGAAAUUGCUAAACUGAAAAUGAUGCUAGCAAAAUUUAACCACCAUUCCUAA